GGUGGGAUUUCAAAACGCCAGAUAUAUUACCCGCCCGCAUUCGUCACCGUCGUGUAAGGCGGCUGGGUCACGAGUCUACGUUCUACGUAGCGAACGGCCUCGAACGGCCCGCAUGCGGGGAGAUAUCAGCGGAUGACCCAGUGGGUAGGCCUCCAAGAAGCGUUCUCCACGGUCAGAACGACCCUACCGACCAAUGCAAGUAUGACUUGCUUCAUCACCUGAUCCGUAUAAUCGGCAUAAUCAUGCCUCGUGCCAGUUAUCGCUCUUGAAUUUCUCAAGGAUGUCCUCGAAUACAACGCUCCAUGCGGGCUAAUGCCGACUCGGACCCCCGCUCUCGCAAGGUUUAUAAUGCCACAUGCGUCAAUUUGCGUUUUUUCAUCACCCUGGUUAUAGGUGUUUAUCACUGCGCGAUCUAUGCGAUUGAAACUGUCUAUGAAAAUCAAUCUAUUGACUGUGUCGCAGCUUCUGCUUGCGCUAGAAGCUUUAUCCUCUCCGACAACCACCGGAUCUGCAUCCAUCGUCAACUUGGGUUAUGCCCAGUACCAGGGAUCAGUAGACACAGUGGCAAACAUUACCAGCUUCCUUGGAAUACGGUAUGCAGCUCCUCCAGUCGGCGACUUGAGAUGGGCAGCUCCGCAGCCUCCACCAACCGUUUCUGGGGUUCAACAAGCUAACACGCAACCAAAUGAAUGUUAUCAAGCACUUGUAGGCAACUCUUCGACGAACCCUUUUGAAAGCACCUCUAUGAGGAAAAGGGCAGUCAGUCAGUCUGAAGACUGUUUAUUCUUGAAUGUAUACACUCCUGGAAGUGAAGUGGUGGCCACUUCGUCAGGAGGGCUCCCAGUUGUCGUUUGGAUUCAUGGAGGAGGGUAUAUUUCAGGAAGUGCAAGCUUAUUCAAUGGGGCAGAUCUAGUUGUGGAGUCGAAUCACGGUGUCAUCACUGUCUUAGUCCAGUACCGCCUCGGACUACUUGGUUUCCUUCCUGGAGAAGCAGUCAAAGAAGGGGGUGCACUCAAUGCCGGACUGCUCGACCAGAAUUACGCGUUACAGUGGGUACAGGCCUAUAUAAGUGACUUCGGUGGCGAUCCUACAAAGGUCACGAUUUGGGGAGAGUCUGCUGGUGCCGGUUCCGUGAUACAGCAUCUUGUUGCUCAUGGAGGAAACACGCAGCCUCCUCUCUUCAGUGCUGCCAUGACGAGUUCCACGUUCUUGCCAUCCCAAUACAAUUACAAUGACCGAAUUCCGGAGAUGCUAUACAGUGAGGUCGUCGAUGGAACGAAGCAAGUACUUUCAAAGGUUACAUGUGGCCAUUCCCGAUCUGAUCCCUCAACUUAUAGCUGUACUUCAAAAUUGGAUACCCUCUCUUGUUUGCGCGCUGCCGACGUCAAUACGCUGCAAACAUUGAACUAUAACAUCAACGUCAAUGGUUUCUUUGGCGUGUUCGUAUUCGUCGCUGUUGUUGAUGGCACUUUCAUCUUGGAGAGGCCUACUGUGACGAUCAGCAAGGGUCGUUUGAAUGGCAACUAUCUUCUUGCCGUAACCAAUUCGCAUGAAGGGAACAUCUUCGUAGACCAAUCGACGACAAUGGAUGUCACAGAUUAUGUCAAGACACUAUUCCCGAACUUUGGUUCUGCUCAGGCUGCUGGAGCAGUGACGAUGUACCAGGACCAGGGAAGUAACGCCAAUCAGGCAAAUCUUGUGAUGGGUGAAUCAAUAUUCGUUUGCCCUACUUAUUAUCUCCUCAAAGCAUUCGGAGAGCGAGCUUGGAAAGGCGAGUUUGCAAUUCCAGCUGGUCUGCACGGAAGUGAUGUCGCAUACUAUUUCACCUCGAGUGGUCCUACAUACAACAAUUCCCAGUUCAUCACUGCGUUCUCGAAUUCAUUCAUGGCUAUGGCCAUGUCCAACACUCCCGACGACAGAUACUCCCCCGGGGAUAUCACACCUUCCUGGAAAUCUUGGCGACAUGGUUCCACCGAGAUGAUGUUCAAUGAGACAUCUGUAGGAGUGCCUGACGUGUACACUUUCAAGACUGAUAAGGCCUUGCUCGAGCGUUGCGCCUACUGGCAAAACGUGACGGCGUAUUCGGUGCAGUGA
Messenger RNA from Suillus clintonianus, 2094 nucleotides. RefSeq names its product Alpha/Beta hydrolase protein. The record is from RefSeq and is a predicted model, not a curated record. Bases 415 to 2094 code for a protein of 559 amino acids. Lineage: Eukaryota; Fungi; Basidiomycota; Agaricomycetes; Boletales; Suillaceae. The transcript is spliced from 14 exons.